AUGUUCAACGCCCCAUUUGUACUCUUGUUCGCUCUCUUACUUACCCUACCUCUUUUGUUCAUCUUCGCACCUCGAAUCCUUCCUCCUAGACGCGUUAUAAUCUCUCUCCCCGACGAACUCGAUGACCUCGCGCUUUUCCGGCGAGCUGUUCUUUCUACAGUUCGCCCACCGGGAUCCGUGUCCCGUCUUGGGUCCACUAACGCUAAACCUAAAAUCGCUUUCAUGUUUCUCACCAACACUGAUCUCCACUUUGCUCCUCUGUGGGAAAAGUUCUUCGACUCGCCUAAAUCGAAUCAGCAAAAGUUGUAUAAUAUAUACAUCCAUGCCGAUCCAGAUUCCGACGUCAAGUCUCCUGGCGGCGUCUUCGAAAAUCGAUUCAUUCCCGCGAAAAAAACGCAGAGAUCUUCUCCGACUCUCAUCUCCGCCGCCCGCCGCCUUCUCGCUACCGCCAUCCUUGACGACUCGUUAAAUGCUUACUUUGUUCUCGUCUCCCAACAUUGUAUCCCUUUGCAUUCCUUUCGCUAUGUAUACAAAACUCUAUUCCGAACACCUACUGAGUCGACUCGGUUCCCAACUCGGUUUCCGACUCGGCUCAGUUUCAUCGAAGUGUUAUCGGAGGAACCCCAACUGUGGGACCGGUACACUGCCAGAGGCAAAAACGCCAUGUUGCCUGAGGUUCCGUUUGAUAGGUUCCGGAUCGGGUCACAGUUCUAUAUUUUGACCCGGGCUCACUCUUUGAUGGUAAUAAAGGACCGGAAGCUAUGGAGGAAGUUCAGGCUGCCGUGCCUGAACGUUGAUUCGUGUUACCCGGAGGAGCAUUACUUCCCGACGCUUUUGUCAAUGGAGGAUCCAAAGGGUGUUAGCGAGUACACACUCACUCGGGUCAAUUGGACAGGCAGUGUGGAUGGGGAUGAUGUCAUUCACUACAGACAAACAGGUUUGAUGAUUUUGAUCAUAAACAAAUAGAUAAUGGGAUUUGGUAGAGAAUAAGGGCCCAAGAGCUGGUUUCUGGGCAAAAGCCCAGCCCAGUGUGUGUAGAUGGAUUGUUGGGCUUAAAGUGGAGUUUAUUGGAGAGAAGAAAAACUGAAAAGCAUACAACAUGCCAAAAAGAAAAAGGGUGUGUAUGUGAUGCAUUUCUUCUAUUCCAUAUCUUCCGUUUGCUCUUUUUGUAAAUAUUCUUGUAAACUUUUGUGGUUUUCAUUCUAUUUUAUAUUAUAUUAAAAGAACACAUGGUGCCCUUGGUCCCAUGUGAAUUCGAGUUACGUUCAAAGUUUUACAAAAUAUGCCCACUGGGAUUGGUAUUGUUUGGGUUCAAUAAGUGAAUGAAUUCCAAAAUGGUUGAAAGUAAGUUUGAUUUUUUUUUUUUCUUUCUAGUCAUAGUCUUCUACUCUUUUAUUUAGGGAUGAGCAUUGGUUGAACUGGCCCGGGAACCAAACUUAUUGGAAAAUAGGAACUGAACCGACCCGUCGGUUCUUGCCGUGUCUUCAAUGUUGGAACCGGUCCACGAGAAAUAGCAAUAUAUGAUUUUG
Lactuca saligna is the source of this 1529-nucleotide messenger RNA. NCBI's taxonomy places the organism in Eukaryota, Viridiplantae, Streptophyta, Magnoliopsida, Asterales, Asteraceae. The record is from the annotation of a GenBank genome assembly.